Messenger RNA from Portunus trituberculatus (swimming crab), 697 nucleotides. RefSeq lists its product as uncharacterized. The record is from RefSeq and is a predicted model, not a curated record. The coding region runs from base 146 to 445 and encodes 99 amino acids. NCBI's taxonomy places the organism in Eukaryota, Metazoa, Arthropoda, Malacostraca, Decapoda, Portunidae. The transcript has 4 exons.
GAAGAAAGGAAAAAUGGAAGUGGAAGAGGAGGAGGAGCCAAGCCACAAUAUUUAGUCUUGUAUAAUUUCAUGGUAUGAUGGACGCAGCUGAGGUGGGCCUCCGCUGUGGCCAGGCAGUUCAGCCUUGCCGUCAACCCUCCAGGUGAUGAGUGAGUUGCCGGUUGAGCUGGAGUGUCCUGGUAUUGGGGGCUCGUCUGGUAUUGUAGACAACCAUCUGUGUAACCUUUUCGUGAAGAGGUCCGGUGUGACCCCUGGCAGGUUCGUGAUGGUGUCCGGCACAGCGUUGAAGAGGUCCGCAGAAAACAACACGCCGAUUUAUUUGAAGUCAAGGACGGAGAUUAAAACGGCCUUGAAAAACACCACACCUGUUUUGUCCACCGCCAUCACCACCUUUUCCCAGAUCAAGGAAGUGUAUUACAGACUCACACAUAAGGAAGAGGUGUGAGUACCUGUAUCACAGGUCACACCGUGGGACUGACACCGCUGGAGCAACCCUUCGGAAUAAAGUCUAGUACAAAUUACGGUUUGCUAGGCAUUAGGUGUUAGGCAUAAGGCGAUAGGCAGCAUGGCUAACCAUUCUCUUCCAGGUACAUGUUAAUUAUCUAGUCUUCUCCAGUAAUGCCCUGGUUAGCGCACCGUGGCGGCAAUCCUAGAGCCUCAGUUUUAUUUAUUUUUUGGGUGUGUGGUUUGAUAUGGU